Chiloscyllium plagiosum (whitespotted bambooshark) is the source of this 4012-nucleotide messenger RNA. RefSeq names its product transcription factor AP-4-like. The record is from RefSeq and is a predicted model, not a curated record. Gene Ontology annotation, cellular component: nucleus. Gene Ontology annotation, biological process: regulation of transcription by RNA polymerase II. NCBI's taxonomy places the organism in Eukaryota, Metazoa, Chordata, Chondrichthyes, Orectolobiformes, Hemiscylliidae. Gene Ontology annotation, molecular function: protein dimerization activity; RNA polymerase II cis-regulatory region sequence-specific DNA binding; DNA-binding transcription factor activity, RNA polymerase II-specific.
AGCGGCAGUAGCUGAAAAUGUCAGUGCAAUACGGAGAACACUGUGUGUUGCCGAGAGGACCAAAACCGCUUCUGUUAGUAUUGCCAAUUUUAAAACCCCUCCCUCUACAACAACCACCAAACAAAUUUACUAUUAGUCCUUCCGAUGAAUGAUCCGUUUAAACAUGCUCCGGAUGCCCCGCUCUGACUGCGAUCCCUUCAAGCCUCUGCCGGAGCGAUGAAUCAAUCAGCUAUGCAGCAACUUCCCCGGGGGGACGGUGCAGAGCAGCCAGAGGGGGAAACCCUGUUUAAAGCCGGCGAGCGCUAAGACCCAGUGGCUGUCAACCCAAGCAAAGCUGUGCGGAGGCAGAAAGCGGUGCUGCGGCUCCAGCUGACCACGAGGUCCCAGCUGUUUCCCGCCAUUGCUGAAUGUUUUUACUACAACAGUGUAUGUGUAAAAAAAAACACGCGAAUCUGCCAACAACAGCUUUGAUCUUCUUGUGUGUGUUUUGGAAACUGGAUUGCAAAAGAUUCGAUGGCUUAUUACGCGGGGCAGAAGACCUUGCAAGAAUUCCGCAAAGCGGAGAAGGAAGUGAUUGGAGGCUUAUGCAGCCUGUCGAACAUUGCGCUGACGCCGGAGAGCCAGCGGGAUCAUGACCGGCGGAUCCGCAGGGAAAUCGCCAACAGUAACGAGCGCCGACGCAUGCAGAGUAUCAACGCUGGCUUCCAGUCACUCAAAGUGCUGCUGCCUCACACAGACGGAGAGAAGCUCAGCAAGGCAGCAAUCCUUCAGCAGACUGCUGAGUAUAUCUUUGCUUUGGAGGAAGAUAAGACCCGAUUGGUCCAGCAAAAUGCACAUCUAAAGAGACUGGUGCAGGAAUACUCAGGCUCCUCCCCAAAACGGAAACGAGGCGACGAAUCCGACGAAGGGAUCGGUUCUCCCGAUUCUGCGGAUGAAGAGCUGGCUGAGCUAAGGCAGCACCUGGAGAAGGAGAGGCUGAUCCGGAUCACGCUGGAAGAGAAGGUGAAAGCUCUGGAGUCGCAGCUGCAGCCCGGCAAGCUGAAGGAGAUCCUACACCAGGCCCAACUGCAGCAAGAGCAUGACGUGUUGCUGGAGCGGCGGAGGCAGCUUGUGGAGGAGCAACAGAGAAGCAGCAACGCAGCAGCACAGCUGUCCGUCGCACACAGUCCCCCGGCCCCAACUCAACACCCAACAGUCAUAGUGCCAGCACCUCUGCCUCCAAGUGUCCUCCAGGUCAACGUGGUAACCAUGGCACCGAGCUCCGUCAUCAGUACAGUGUCCACAUCGAAACAGAACUUGGACACCAUUGUACAGGCCAUUCAGCACAUUGAAGCCACUGAACAAGGCAUCAAAGAGGAGCCAGUGAGAGUCGAGAAAGAAAUCUCAGCUUUCCUUAAUCUUGACAGGAUGCAGGAGGGCGUCAAGGAGGAACGGGAAUGGCAUGGGCUGGUGGCAGCUUCGCCACUGAUAAUCAAGAGCUCCUUCGGUGACACGCAGUCUGAAAGCCAGGACGCUGAUGGGAGACAGAUGCUGGCAAUGCUUAGGAGGCCCAAAGUGGAGGUGGAGCCAGUUCCAUCUGUGCUCGUCCCAGGGACUGGCAUCCUCUAAGGGAGACUGAAGAGACUUGUUAGUGUGAACUGUGAGAAUGGAGGACAGUGUGGCCAGUCUAUUGAGUUUGAGAUUAAGGGACGUUUGAGUGGCAUUCCUCCCAAACUAAACUCCUUCCAGAGUGAGAGCAGCCUUGAGUGUCCUCUGGUCCCAGCUCUGUGAACAAAGGUGGAAGGAGUUGUUUUUUCUUGGCCAGUUCAGAUUGCUGCAGUUUCCUCUCUGGCCAGUUGCCUCUGAGAGAUAAGCUUGUUGUCUGGAUCUCCUGUCAUUGGCUCAUAUGGCUGAUUUUAUAAUUUCACAACAUCCAGGUAAAUCCAACAGCUGUCACUAAAUUUACUUCAGCAACCACCACAUUUUAGCAGCAAGUAAAUGUUUUAAAUAUAAAAUUACAUUUUUUAAUAGCCCGAUUUUUGGAAUUUGUUUACCAGUGUCAAUCUAAAUGGCAAAUUAAUCCAUCAUUAAAAGGGCAAAUCUCUUGUUAUAGGAGUUAGAUGACAGGCUAGAGAAUGUUGGACCAUUUGUCUCCUAGUGAAAGACUGUUGCUCCUUUUUUUUUUGUGCCUUGCUUCCUGGAAGCUGUGCCUCAAUUGAGGUACUGUGUCACUUACCUGCACUCCUUGCCAUUAGAAGGUGACUUUCCCUGACAUACAUAUCUUGCUUAACAAACACUGGCAGUCAGUUUGACUGGGGGAGUAAUGUGCAUUGUUUGCUGCUUACUUUAUCACAUGCUCGUACUUUCCACUGAAAGAUUACUAGAGCGUGAAUUGGCAGCAAUAGCCCAGGCUUCAUUACUUUAUUCCUGGCCUGACCCAGGAGAUCCAAUUUAGCAGUGCAAUGGAUACCUCAGAGCAACUUUGCACAGACCAGAAAUGGAAACUGGGACUUUCUGGCUGUCACUGCAUCCAGCAAUUGAUUUAUAGAAGUGUGUGAUCGGAAGAACCCCAAGACACAUAUUAAAUCUUAACAUCAGUUAUGAAGCAAACGCUAUUCUUCACACUGAUCAAGCCAAAUCACUUCACAAAAAAUGUUUGAAGAGAAAAUAUCAGGUUAAUGGCAAAAAAUUUGAUCUGAGAGAAAGAGAGUGACCCUGUACCUUCUGGGAUGCUCUACCUGUGGUCUGAGAUUAAGUUGAUACUUAAGAAAGAUUGUGGUCAAUUUGGGAACACUUUGGAUGGACCCUGUAUUCACGUAGACAUUUUUGUUUUGAGUAAUUUGGGCUGACUAACUGCUUCAUGGUAUUCAAUGCAUAAUGGAGUCACUACAGGGUUUGAUGUAAAGUUUUAUUGUAGGUGGUAUCUUUUUACAUAAUUUUUUUCAAAAAAAAAAGUGCAUUUAUGGGAUAAUGUAAAGAAGAAUCUAGCAGUCUUUUUUGGUACAGCUUUGAAUAAUCUUUUACAAGCCACAAUAUGAAAUGUCAGCGUAGUGUGUGGCAGAACAAUCAUUGGUGCCAAGCCUUUCAGCACAUUGCUGAAAUCUGGUUGGUGUAGCCUGGUCUUAAUAGGACUGCUCCUGUCUGUACAUUGUAUGGGAGGGGAGGGUUGUAUAAAAUGUUUUUAGAGCACUUAAAAUUGAGUUUUUAAAGGUUAUUUGUUUAUUUUCUUAAAAAUCUCACUUCAAAUUAUACAAUCUUUUUGACAAUUUGAGCUUAAUGCUUUGCACACAAGAUUGACUUGUGACUUUUGUUGGGAAAAGGCUUAGAUCUCAAAACUGAUGGCUUGUGUUCUUUUUAAAGAGAGCACUCCAUAUGUAAAUGUUAUCAUUCUGAAUGCUGUUUUUGCGGUGUUUACUCAAAAGGAGAGUGGAUUUUUACAGGUGCGCCACUGGGAGGAUUAGCAGUUUCUUGUUGGCUGCCCACCUUUCCGACAAACAUGGGUGUGGACCAGGUGCAUUUGGGCUUAGCCCCAUGUCCAGCAAUGUUGGCACACCCUCCAAGCCUGCUUCCAGAACACAAUCCACUGAUUGAGAGACACCAAAGGAGCUAAUAGUAAUAGCAGGAUUGAAAAAAAUAAAGGAAAACAGUAAGAAGUGUGUCUAGGAGAGUGGAGUUAAUGAUUUGACAUGAUUUUAUAAGAAUGGUGGAGCAGACUUGUAACUAUUUCAUCAACUGCCUGCUUUUAAUCAAGUUUGGUUGGCUGAUCUUAGUUAUUAUAAGUACAGAAGGCAGCCAUUCAGCCAGUUGAGUCUGGGCCAGGGGGGUGGUUGAGUGUUUCUUCCAAGCGGUUGCUCACAGCCCAGUGGGAGUUAUGGUACAGGCUGUGGUGGUUUGUAGCCCCAGGUGUUUUGACUUUUCCUGUUGUGGAAAGUUGACAGCGGUCAAACGGCAAAAGCCUCAUUGUGAAGUUCUCCAAGUGGGUUCAGAAGAAAUUUAUAAUCUUGCCAUGUCAUUAAAGCACUAGCAGGUUUUU